This is a messenger RNA of Portunus trituberculatus (swimming crab), 2718 nucleotides long. RefSeq lists its product as uncharacterized. The transcript is spliced from 13 exons. The record is from RefSeq and is a predicted model, not a curated record. Lineage: Eukaryota; Metazoa; Arthropoda; Malacostraca; Decapoda; Portunidae. The coding region runs from base 34 to 1851 and encodes 605 amino acids.
GCUUGCACUUUGUUACAGACUCACCAGGGAACGAUGGCACGCCCGAUGGUGGUGGCGGUGCUGGUAGUGAGCCUGGCGGGGCUGAUGACCUCUGCGCUGCCUUCGGUUCCUAUAGGCUCGGCCCGCGCGGAGCUGCUCACUCUCUCCCAAGACUACUGGGACUGGAAGACUCAGGAGUUCCCUUAUUUUUCCACGAUGCUUGGCCUCAACGACGACACCGCAGCCCGCCUCGACUCGUACGACAAGCAACGCCUGCAGCAGCGUAAGGUUAAGUGCGAGAAGUUCCUGCAGCAAGCCAAUCAGAUAGACGCCGCCUCGCUCCCACCGGAAGACUUGAUCACGCUCAAGGUGUUCAAGGAGGAAAUAAACACCUACGUGCAAAACUUCCCUCAUAAGAAGUACUUCGCGCCCGUCACUUCCCUGUCUGGGCCUCAGAAUUCCCUCACGUACUUGGUGGAGAAGCUUGUGGUCCUCGACUCUUACAACGAUUACCAGAAGCUCCUCUCAAGGUACGCCGACUUUCCCAGACAGGCACAGGAGAUCCUCACACUGCUGAAGGAAAACAUCAAGGACAACAUCAUGCCCUCCAGUUGGUCCAUGGUGGGCGUGGUGGAUCACUUUGACAAACUGCUCGUCCCGGUGAAUGAAACUGUGUUUUACGAGCCGUUCAUCAACAUGUCCGACACCGUGACCACAGAGCAAAGGAUCACACUGAAGCAGCAGGCGCAGCACAGGAUCAAGAAGGACUUGCUCCCUUCCUUGAAGGAAAUUAGAGAUUUCAUAGCGGAUCAGUACCUGCCGGCCACCAGGACUGAAGUGGGGGUGUCGUCGCUGCCUGGCGGGAAGGCUUACUACCAGGCCUGUCUCAAAUUCCACACCACCACAGACCUCACGCCGCAGGAGAUCCACGACCUGGGCCAGAAGGAGGUGGCGAGGAUCGAGGCGGAAGUGCACAAGACUGCUGCGGAGAUCGGGAUGAAAGGCAAGACUUUCUCUGAGAUCAGCCAGGCCCUCAAGAAUGACCCGGCACAAAAGUUCACCAGCAAGAAUGACCUCCUGGACACCUUCAGGAACGCUGUCUACAACGACAUCUAUCCCCGGGUGAAGCAAAUGUUCCCCAGAUUACCGCAGACCAACGUCACAGUUGAGGGAGAUGACAACCCAGGCGCCCUCUUUGCUGUGUACUCCGAACCCUCCAUGGACGGCUCGCGCAUCGGCUCCUUCAUCCUCAACACUCACUCUUACGAGUCCAGGAAGAAGUACGAGGUGAUGGCGCUGUCCCUGCACGAGACGUACCCUGGCCACCACCUGGAGGCCAUUUACACAAAGCUGAACCCUUCCAUCCCGAUCUUCCGCAAGUACGUUGACUACACCUCCGGUAUCAACGCCCCAGCCAGGUUCCCGCUGCGCACCGCCAUCACCGAGGGCUGGGGCCUGUACUCCGAGUUUCUUGGGGAGGAACUCGGCCUCUAUACUGACCCUUAUCAGAGGAUGGGCCGCCACUCUUUCGAGCUGUUGCGUGCUAGUCGUUUGGUGGUGGACACAGGCAUGCACGCGCUGGACUGGUCCAGGGACAGGGCUGUGGCUUUCCUCAUGAACCACACAGCGCUUUCUGAUAGUGGCAUACAGGGUGAAAUCAACAGGUACCUCACGUAUCCAGGGCAAGCAUGCUCUUACAAAAUUGGAGAGAUAAAGUUAAAAGAACUACGACAGAAAGCCCAGAAAGUCCUAGGAAGCAGUUUUCAGCUCGCAGACUUCCAUGACGUGGUGCUGGGGUGCUUUGCGUCACUAAAGAUCGUGGAGGAGUGUGUCACAACCUACAUUGCAUCCGCCACACAGUGCCCAGUUUAGACACUCCGCUGCAGCAGUGCACGGUGCAGCACACCACCUUGUGACGCGUUAGUGGGCAGGAGACAUACCAGCAGCCUCCAGUCUUUACCUCGUGUUUUUGUUAUCAGGUCGUAAUAAUGUAAUCUUUAUUUAUUCCUCGUACAUUGAUGAACUCAUGAAUAAAACUAGAUGUGUAUUAUGAAUUACUUGUGUGAGGAUAUUCUGUCUGUCUUCCGUGUAUGUUUAUAUGAUAUAUUUUAUUCAUUGCUGCGAGAGGUGGGUGGGUUGGUGUACAGGUUUACAAAUCAAAGAACACCGUACUGUUCAGAAGUGUUCACAACAGAAAAAGCCUGUGAUGUAAUAUGAACGACACUGAGUUUUUCACGCCAAACAAAACAAUGUUCUGAAAGCAAUCUCUCAUUAUCGUUAAAAAGAAAUGUUUCAAUUAUUACACUAUCCUGUGGUUCGGAAAUCUGGGCUCUUACAAAAGUCUUGGAUGGAAAACUUGAUGAUCCGAAGAGAAAUGGACAAUACCGCUUGGCCUUACACUAGAAAAUGAUAAUAGAAAAUAUAUAAAGAAACAAACAGAACACGAAAAAUUCUUGGUUACAAAGAUAGAAGUGAACGUGAACACGACACACCAUAUCGUUUCAUUUCUUUUGAUUUUAUCCCAUCUUCAUUAUAUCAACAUCAGAUUGGGGUAAAGAAAGUAAAGAAAUCUGUUCCAAGUCCGUUUCCAUAAAGAAAAAAAGAAAAAUAGAACCAACAGAGAAGCUGGUUAAUUUUCUGAGUUAUCUUGGUAAUUCUCUUGAAACAGACGUAAGCAGGAAGAGAUACAGAAACUGCGGGAGAUCCAAAGUUUACCAAUAAAGAUGAUGAAUGACUGAA